Molecule: messenger RNA, 2739 nt
Organism: Drosophila navojoa
Lineage: Eukaryota; Metazoa; Arthropoda; Insecta; Diptera; Drosophilidae
Gene: RASSF8
Product: ras association domain-containing protein 8
Biological process (GO): signal transduction
Source: RefSeq, a predicted model, not a curated record
GCAUACAACAUUGAACAAUAAUGUGUGCUGAGAGACAAUAGUAUUAAUAAGUGAAAAACAAACAAAAAAGUGAAUCAGAACACACGCACACAUACACAAAGCAAAGCAUAUACUGGCACACACGUACAUACACCUGCAACCCGCAACACCCGCUCGCUCUAAAACCAGAAAUAAGUGCAAGUGAAGCAGCAGCGACGGCCACAAACAGACAGCAGAAGCAAUUGGGGAAAAAUAGCUGCAGCAAAGCAGAAAGAAAGGGAACAAACGUGACAACGAGAAGCAAAAGUGGAAGUGCAGCUCCACCCCCAAUUUGGUACUGCAGCAGCAGCAGCAACAGCAGCAACAGCAACAACAACAUCAACAACAUCAACAACAUCAGUCACAUUCGAGCCAUGGCGCAGCUCUAUCAACAAUAAAACAACAACAGCAACGAGGCGCACGCUUCGCUGCCCUCGCGACAGCAUUUCAAGCUUCGUCGGCGCUGCGCUGCGUUUGGAAAUAAUUAGACUCCACUUUAGUAGCAAUUUUCUGGCAGCAGCAGCAGCAACAACAAGAACAAAACAGAAACGAAAAAAUCGAACACAAAAAUUAAUUAAUUUUAUACAUCCAAAAUGGAGCUGAAAGUUUGGGUUGAGGGCAUACAGCGUAUUGUUUGUGGUGUAACGGUAAACACGACCUGCCAGGAUGUCGUUUUUGCCUUGGCUCAUGCCACAGGCAAAGUGGGGCGUUUUACGCUAAUCGAACGCUGGCGUAAUAAUGAGCGACAUCUCGCGCCCAAUGAGAAUCCGAUGAAGCUACUGCUCAAAUGGGGCGAGUAUGCAAAUGAUGUGCAAUUUAUAUUGCAGCGAUCCGAGAACAAGCAACAACAACAGCAGCAGCAGCCCACGCCACAACAACAACAACAGCAGCAACAACAGCAACAUCAGCAGCAGACGCAGCCUAAUAACAACUAUGCAGUCAUGACUACAAAAAAGCCGCUGGGCCCCAGCAAUAACAACAACAGUAUUGAGAGCAAAUUGCCACCGCCGCCACCAUUACAGAAACAAAAGUCGAGCGUAGAACUGGGAUAUCGAACAAAAGAGCUGAAAAAAAGUUUUGGCGGCUAUGAUGCCAAACAAUUUGACAACAUUGGCAUAGUUAAAGGCAUACCACAGCAGCAUCAGCAGCAGCAACAACAACAACAGCAGCAGCAACAACUGCUGCCGCAAUGCAACAAAGCGGUGCCAUUACUGCCCAAGCAUGAGAAAUCUCUCUCAAAUCCAUUGGACAUGAGCAGCAGUAGCAGCAGCAAUGCGAACGCUUCGAAUGAUUAUACCGAUUUCUACAACAAUAAUAACAACAACAACAACAUCAAUGCCAACAACAACAACAAUCAACACAUUUACAGUCAGCUGAGCAAAUCCAGCAAUGAACUGCGACGCGCUAGUCCGAAUGAAUAUAUCAAUAGCAACAACAACAAUAACAGCAACGAGCAUCUAUGCGAUAUUUAUGUCAAUAGCAACAUUAGCAGCAACAACAACAACAAUAACAACUCACCAGAGCUGUACAAGCAAACGCCCACAAUUUCAUCAAAUGGUGCUUUGGUGCCACCGCCUUAUCGUGAUCCUCCGCCACCUCGCAACAGUCCCAUGUGCCAGAUGCCACGCUUGCCACCCAGCAGCAGCGCUGCUGAGACCAUAUCCAAUGCAUCCUCUACAACAAAUCCAUUUCUCAGCGACUACGAGGCGCACAACAACAACAACAACAAUAAUAAUAAUAACAAUGCGAGUAAUCAGUGCAUGGAUGAGGGCGAGAGCAUGUUUCAGGCCACGCAAUAUAAUGAUCUGUUGCAGUUGAUCAAGUUUCAGCGAGAGAAAAUUACCGCACAACAAUUGGAGCUACAAAAGUUUGAUACGGAAAUCGUUUUUCUGGAGAGCAGAGAGCGUGAUCAUGCGAUUGAGUUGGAAGUCAUAUCAAGAGAAAUAUCCAAAGCGGAUCAAAUAUUUCGUCAAGGCAGCGAACAGUUGCAGACAUUGCAGUACGUUGAGGAAGAGAACGAACUGGUCAAGCAGCAGGAGAAGACACUUAAGUCAGAAAUCGCAUUGCUACGCUCCAAGCUGGCCAACUGCGAGACGGAACUGCUGCAGUGCAAGAAUAAAAUGCGUCUGCUGAUGGACGACAUUGAGCUGGAGCAGCAACAGCAGAACAACAGACAAACUGUGGAACGUGACUUCCUUAUGGAAAUGGAGCGCAUACAAAGUGAUAUUGAUCAGGCACUGCACAACACGGACACAUCGAACAAAACUGCUGAUAAUCUCAAAAAGGAGUUGCUCAUGAUAGAACAUGCUAUUGCCGACAAGAAGCGACAGGUGGAGCAGCUUGUCAACGAAAUGAAAGAGGUAAAUCUACAAAGCCUGACCGUAACCACCACCGAGGAGAUCAAGCAUCUGCUUGAAGGGCCCAAUAAACAGGGCAGUAGUCGUCGCAUUAUCGGCUCUCCGCGACAGCUGGAGACGGCAGUGCCCACCAGCAAGAACCCUCACGGCGUUUGGGUUUAAGGGACAGCAUAACAUUUAAAUGCAACGAAAUAUUUUUUACACUCAAACAAUUUGGGGGAACAAAAGACAAAAGAUAAGGAAAUGAUUUACAUAUCUAGUAUGCAUACUGCGCGAACUCUAAAUAUAUAUUUAUAUAUAUAUAUCACAAUAUUUGCAAAGGACACAAAUUUACAACGAUAAAGUGCAUAUUUUUCUUCUAAAA